UCUAUAGUGUUCACAUAUCCAUCAAGCUAACUAAGAUUUUCAGGAAUUUCGUUCUGUGGUAGCGGAGAAGUGAAAAAGUUUUAAAGAGCAUCAAAUCAAAGUGCUCUAAACUAAUUUGGUUUUUGUUCAGCUUGUCAUGUACAAUUUACGCGCGUACACUUUUCUUCUCGCUUUAGGCACUUCCUGCUACGUUUCUGCUAGCACCAAGACAACCAGCAAUGACGAUGAUUUUCUGCAGGCCAUGAAUUUGGCAAACUCUCCCAAUAUCAACUCAAAGCCGUACACGCCCAUACAGGAACAACAAAAACAACAACAACGUCAACAACAUGAACAACAUCUUCAACACCCAAACAAACGGUCAUUGUUAACGCCAGAAGUAGCGACAGCGACAUUGAAAACACGUCAAAAACGUUCACAACAUGGUUUGGCCACUUCGGACGAGUACUUGAGAAAUAUGCCAACGUAUGCUUACAAUCUGGCAUUACUCAACAUUAUGCACAGCCUGAGGAAACAACUAUCCAACAUCGAGUUGGCGCGUUUACGUGCACGCCUUGGACGUAGUGCUGCAGCUGAUUUGCAAUUGUUCAAUGAAAUCUACAACAACGACAACAACAAUGCCGCUCUUUUCAAUGAAGAAUCUGCAGCGCUGUAUGGUGACGACUUGGGCAGCAGCAGCAGUAGCAGCGGUAAUGGUGGUGGUGUUGGCUUUGCAGCUGGUGCCAGUCUUAUUGGCACUGACACUGGCAAUGGUGGACUUGGAAUGCUCGGGGGCGUUGCUGAUGCAGGUGCCAAUGUUGGUGCCGGUAAUGGCAUGCUUGUCAAUGACAUUCAGGACCUUAGCAUGCCAUGGAAAUUUGUGGGGCGGGUCAGCAAAAAAUCCUCAGCACUGUAUAAACCGCGACUGGGCAAGCGUACGCAACAACAACAACAAACAGCAUGCAACUGAAAUGACAGCGGCAAGUGAGGGAGGAGGCACAACAUUUAGGUUGUGCGGAAACAUGGAGCAAAAUGUAUGAGUUUCAUUUACAGCAUUGUUUGUUUGGCCACCGUUUGUGACCAAGAGUAGCAAUUUUUAAAGUGGGCGAGUUGGUAUGUGGGUCAACGUUGACAACUUUGUCGAACAUGCACAUGCAUACACACGGGCGCACAUAUGGGCUGGGAAAAUUCAACUACAUGCACAACCGCAACUGCAAUUACAAUAACAAUACUUGUACAUGAAUGUGAAGGUACCCUUUAGGUUUAUUUAUAAAAAAAAUAUGUAUGGCCAUAAGAGGCAAAAAUGCCAAUUAAAAUGUAGUUGUAGUAUUCGGGAGGAAGUUAAUUAUUUGUUAAUAUUUUAGUAAUAAUUUAUAUACAUAAAUAUAUAUAUUUAAAUGUUAGCCGGUUUAAAAGUUGGAUAUUAUGCACUAAUGCAAUUUUAUAUAUGUCCCUAACCUAGACAAAAAUAUAAA
Molecule: messenger RNA, 1451 nt
Organism: Anastrepha ludens (Mexican fruit fly)
Lineage: Eukaryota; Metazoa; Arthropoda; Insecta; Diptera; Tephritidae
Exons: 3
Coding region: 137-946 (269 amino acids)
Source: RefSeq, a predicted model, not a curated record